AUGAAUAAUGCCAUUGCUCGUCCGGCGCCGUAUCAGACACGAAUUCAGAUGUGUGAAAGUAGGUCAAGGCAGAAGGACCCGCAAUCUCGCCCCGGUAUUUUUGAGGCAGAUGCGGUCUGGAAGCCGGAGCACAAGACGUACAGUUCCGGAAUUUUAGGCUUGCAUGAUGAAAUCCUUGAUUUUGUGGCCUACAUAUCCCCGACGCCGGAGGAGCACUGGGUGAGGGAGAUUGUCGUCGCCAAAGUUAAGAAUAUCGUUUACCGAUUGUGGCCCGAGUGUCAAUGGGAGGCUCUACCCCUUCGAACCCUUGAAAAUGCUCUCCGAAAUAGCGGCGUGGCUUCCGAAAUACGAGUCCUUUCGAGGGCCACUGUCCCCAUCGUUAAAUUAACGGAUGUUGACACCGGUUUGCAUGUUGACAUCAGCUUCAACAUGAUCAACAGCGUCCGUGCCGCAGAGAUGAUACGCGACUACAUGGGUGUCUAUCCUUGUUUGCAGCACCUUGUUUUUGUUCUGAAACAGUUUCUUCUCCAACGGGAUUUAAAUGAGGUUUGGACUGGUGGAAUAAGCUCUUACGCCCUGAUCCUGAUGACUAUCAACUUCCUUCAGAAUUCCGUACCCAAGCACACUGAAAUUGAGGAUUUGAACCUAGGAACGUUGUUGAUUGAAGUAUUCGAACUGUAUGGUUUAAAAUUCAACUACAUGACUACUGCCAUUCGAGUCAGCGAUGGUGGGGCUUACGUUCGGAAGGAGGAGGUGCAAAAGAACAUGGAGCCUGGUUCCGCUACGUCAAUUCUUUGUAUCGAAGACCCCCUUUGUCCGGGUAAUGAUGUCGGGCGUCGCUCAUAUGGAGCACUACAGGUAAAGAAAGCCUUUGGGUACGCCUUCACUGUGCUAAAAUGCGCAGUUCUUUCCCAGCCUACUUCUAAUGGAAGUCGUGGAGACUCGAUCCUUGCUCGCAUAAUCCGAAUAUCCCAUACGACGGAGGAAAGUCGCCUACGUGUACGGAUACACGCCCAGCAUGUUUAUUCCAUCUUGCCAUACAUCAUCGUCCCAUUCGCUCAUUCAGCAAAGGCUAAUCAACCGAUUUCCCAACCUGCUUCAAAUGCGGCCGUCAGUGUGUCCGUUGCCUCCUCCCAAAACAGCGGAUCUGUUAUAUGUGCUCCGGGUGACCAGACAACUUCCUCGGCUUCCACUAAAGAACGCAUCGUCGUCUCCGCGCGGGGUUUUGCCAGUCAACCACCGCUUCUAAGAACACCUUGCUCGAAGGAUGUACUGAGGCUUUCUAACCCAAUGUCCCCCUACUUAUUCCCUCAACCUACCGUAGUGUAUGACCCCAACACAAGACCCCUGGUGUCCCUUCCUACUCCCAUUCCCGCUACACCGAGUGUCGAACCUCCUGUGUUUAUUUUAUGGCCCCCAGCCUUCCCUCCGAUGCAAGGUCAUGCAUUCCCUCUGUAUAGCACUCAACCCGUCCCACCGGAUUCUGAAUCUCUCAUGUCUUCCAAAGCAUCUGACGUUAGCUCGGAUGAUAACUCCGCCCAAGAGGUCGGAAGCGCGGUAAGCAGUUCGUGCGAAGUGCAAAAAGAACACGACUCUACCAGUUCUGAGGAUCGUCAAAAGAAAAGCGAUGUCCAACAGCAAUCGGCUGACCGGAACAAGUCUUCGUCGGCCGCUACCAAUUGUGCAGGCUUGGAAUACCGUCUUGCUCCCUUGCGCUUGGUUUCAUCUGAUCAGAACAUGUCCUGCAGUGACGCCAGCUCUGUCAGUCACGAGGAUUCGGUAGAUCAGUCAACAUCUCCAACGUUUGCUGACUCACCCUCUGGCAGCAACAACGAGUCUUACGAUAUCGCCUAUCCCACAGAGGCCGAAGAACACAAAAAGUCUGAGUCCAACUCGAACCUUAGUUCCAAAGUCAGGUGUCCACGGCGACGUCGCCGUCCUUUAAGGCGAGGAAGUAAUGCAUGCAAUCCCAGUACCGAGGACUCAGAAGCCCUUAAGGAGCAAUCAGGUGGAACCGCUAACAUGGACUCGCAGUUCACUGGUUGUAGCUUAAAGCGCAAGUGUUCGCAGUUGAGAGAUCCGACUACUGGCGGACGGCUGGGACAAAGUACGUCCAGCACCAGCUUGGCUGUGAGCGAAAAGCAGUCUGCCUCCGACUCUGGUCAGUCUCAACGAGGCGGAAAUGCUUGGUUCCCCAUAAAAUCUUCCGUGCGAACCAGUUCUAGCUCUCCGGCUAAGAGCGAUGACCACAGUGCAAGCCUUGGACGAAACCGUCCUAAAAAGAAUGAACAGUGCGCCCCUUCAAAUUCUUCGAAGGAAAAGUUUGUUUUUGCAAAUGUUUCUGCACCUCCAGCCUUGAAGAGGCUGGCUACAGGCAGACCGCGCUGA
Molecule: messenger RNA, 2388 nt
Organism: Dibothriocephalus latus
Lineage: Eukaryota; Metazoa; Platyhelminthes; Cestoda; Diphyllobothriidea; Diphyllobothriidae
Source: the annotation of a GenBank genome assembly